AUGACAAAGGAAAAUAAGGUAUUCUUGGUGUGGUUACACCCACUUUCGCGAGACUGUAAUAAAGUAGAACCCACUGUAGCAGAUGAAGCCGCGGCACCAGACGCGCCGGCGCCCCCUGACCCUGUGGCCCCCGCGGAACCCUUGCUUCCAGAUGAAACUUUGGCCCCAGGUGACACUGUGAAUCUAGAAGACCCCGCGGUUCCAGAAGAGCCCACUGCCCCAGAGGAACCCGCCGUCCCAGCCGAUCCCACUGUCCUAGUGGAACCCGCGGUUUCAAGUGAACCCACUUCCCUGGAGCAACCCGCGGUUCCAGCCGAUUCUACUACCCCAGAGGAACCCAUUGUCCCAGACGAAUCAAUUGUCCCAGAGCAACCCGCGCUUCCAAGUGAACCCAUUGUCCCAGAGCAACCCGCGGUUCCAGAAGAUCCAGCGGCCCCCGCUGAGCCCUCGGCGCCAGAAAAGCCCGUAACCCCGGACGAGCCAGUAAUUCCAGACACCCCAAGCGCCGCCCGAGGAGCCUGCGCGGCCGACCCGCCCUCGGCCGCCGGCGCGCCCUCAGCGCCCACGAGGCCAGAGAGGCCCUCUCGCCCCCAGGGAGAGCUGACUGCCGAAGCAGACUUGUGUGAUUUCGGGUCGAGUCCUGACGUGUCGCUCUGUGAUUGGUCCAACCUGAACGUGACGCAGCUGCAGUGGCAAGCGUCGCAGGGACAGAGCGCCUUCUGGCUGGGCGGCCCGCAGGAGGAUGUGUCCUACGGCGAUGAUCUGGGCGGGUACGCCGUGUUCGAGACGUCGCAGGUCCCACAGAAGACGAUCGGCGGAAGCAACUUCGAGUCAGCGAUGUUGAUGUCGGCGAUCAGACCCACCACAGGGCCCAAGGGAAUGUGCGUCAAAUUCUGGUACUCGAUUGGUGGUCUGAGUCCCGACCGCCUUCGGGUGCUCCUCCACCCGAUGCCCGAGGACAUGAGCAAGGACGAUAUGGACGAGAUGAUGCUGGGCUACGACGGCAGCGACGACGUGGUGUUGUGGGAGGCACGCGACAUGACCCUGGGCGACUGGAAGGAGGGCCAAGUCGUCUACACCUUCGACCAGAGGCAUUCGGUGAUCUUCGAAGGCAUCCCAGUGGACAGCAACGACCUGAGCAGAAGGUUUCGGGGCUUCAUCGCCAUCGACGAGCUCUCCUUCGCCGACUCGAGUGAGUGCGGCGCCUUCUGCACGUUCGAGGGCGGCAUCUGCGGCUGGUCACAGGACUCCAAGGACGACUUCGACUGGACACAGAGCCGCGGCAGCCUCAACCCCUCCACAGGGCCGCCGAGGGACCGCUCCUCCUUCGCCAACAACGGAAUGAUGGGAGGUUACGCCUUCAUCGACUCCAGCUACCCAAGGAGGCCGGGAGACAAGGCCCGACUCAUGAGCCAGGAGUUCCAAGGCACCAACCCGGACAGCCCCCUUUGCAUGCGCUUCUGGACGCACAUGUUCGGCAACGGCAUCGGCUCCCUCCGCGUCAUCCUGUUCGACGUGAACACAGACGAAGACAAAGUUAUCUGGCAGAUCUCUGGUGAGGCUGGAAAUGCGUGGUACCAAGGCCAGGUACCCAUUGCCUCCCCAACGCCCUUCAAGAUCGUGUUCGAGGGCGUCGUGGGAGCCAACAACUUAGGAGACAUUGCUAUCGAUGACAUUUCCAUCAUCCAGGGCGCGUGUCCUAGCGCACCUCAAGUGGCGGCCGGGAACAACGGCGACUGCACCUUUGAAGUGGACGAGUGCGGAUGGACGAACCCGGGCCCGAGAGAGCGCGCGGACGAGAUCGACUGGGUGCGGACGGUCGCUGCGGACAAUCGGGCUCCGUCACGUGACCACACCAUCGGCACGGCGCAAGGAUUCUACAUGACUCUCCCCCGAGGGUCUGUGCAGCGCGGGGGCGACCGGGCUUGGUUCGUGUCGACCCCCAUCAAGGGUUCCGCGGACCCCAUGUGCAUCGCCUUCUGGUACUUCAUGUAUGAACCAUUUAUCGACCCAUCCGGUCCGUCUCUCGGCUCCCUGAUGGUCUACCUCAGCUACGAGAAGGACGGGACCUUGUUUCUGGAGCCCGUGUGGUCGCUCAAGAACCACCAGGGCCCCAACUGGAUGUACGGCCAGGCCAGAGUGCAGUAUGAUGAAGACUUCUUGGUGGCAUUCGAGGGCACUUGGGGCAGCAGUCGAGGCAAUGGCUUCAUGGCCCUCGAUGACAUAACGCUCUUCACCGGUGACUGCUCUAGUAAGAGGGUCUUCCUGUUAUCAAACUUAUGA
Messenger RNA from Penaeus monodon (black tiger shrimp), 2283 nucleotides. Its product is annotated as MAM and LDL-receptor class A domain-containing protein 1-like. The record is from RefSeq and is a predicted model, not a curated record. Gene Ontology annotation, cellular component: membrane. Lineage: Eukaryota; Metazoa; Arthropoda; Malacostraca; Decapoda; Penaeidae. The coding region runs from base 1 to 2283 and encodes 760 amino acids. The transcript has 13 exons.